Molecule: messenger RNA, 1431 nt
Organism: Lodderomyces jiufengensis
Lineage: Eukaryota; Fungi; Ascomycota; Pichiomycetes; Serinales; Debaryomycetaceae
Product: pseudouridine synthase
Exons: 1
Coding region: 1-1431 (476 amino acids)
Biological process (GO): snRNA pseudouridine synthesis; mRNA pseudouridine synthesis; rRNA pseudouridine synthesis
Cellular component (GO): box H/ACA snoRNP complex
Molecular function (GO): RNA binding; pseudouridine synthase activity
Source: RefSeq, a predicted model, not a curated record
AUGUCUACAGAAGAUGUUGUAAUGAAAGAGGAUUUCCAAAUCAAACCGGAAACAGUCACUCCGGCCAAUAAUACAUCAGAGUGGCCAUUAUUGUUAAAAAAUUAUGACAAAUUAUUAGUAAGAUCAGGUCAUUAUACUCCAAUACCAUCAGGUUCAUCACCAUAUAAUAGAGAUUUAAAAUCAUACGUAUCAUCAGGUGUAAUAAAUUUAGAUAAACCAUCAAAUCCAUCAUCACAUGAAGUUGUAGCAUGGAUAAAAAGGAUUUUAAGAGUUGAAAAAACUGGUCAUUCAGGUACUUUAGAUCCAAAAGUUACUGGAUGUUUAAUUGUUUGUAUUGACAGAGCAACAAGAUUAGUCAAAUCUCAACAAGGUGCAGGUAAAGAAUAUGUUUGUAUUGUAAGAUUACACGAUCAAUUAAAAGAUCCAAAAGAAUUAAAUAGAGCUUUAGAAAAUUUAACUGGUGCAUUAUUUCAAAGACCACCAUUAAUUUCAGCUGUAAAAAGACAAUUAAGAGUUAGAACCGUUUAUGAUUCCAAAUUAAUUGAAUUUGAUAACAAAAGAGGAUUAGGUGUAUUUUGGGCCUCAUGUGAAGCAGGUACUUAUAUGAGAACUUUAUGUGUUCAUUUAGGUAUGUUAUUAGGAGUCGGAGGUCAUAUGCAAGAAUUACGUAGAGUUAGAUCAGGAGCAAUGAGCGAAUCAGAUAAUUUAGUUACAUUGCACGAUGUAUUAGAUGCACAAUAUGUUUAUGAUAACACAAGAGAUGAAUCAUAUUUAAGAAAAAUUAUUCAACCAUUAGAAACUUUGUUGGUAGGUUACAAAAGAAUUGUCGUUAAAGAUUCAGCAGUUAACUCUGUUUGUUAUGGUGCAAAAUUAAUGAUUCCAGGUUUAUUAAGAUAUGAAGAUGGUAUUGAAUUAUAUGAUGAAGUUGUAUUAAUCACCACAAAGGGAGAAGCCAUAGCUAUAGGUAUAGCACAAAUGACAACAGUUGAUUUACAAGGUUGCGAUCAUGGAGUUGUUGCAAAAGUUAAAAGAUGUAUAAUGGAAAGAGAUACUUACCCAAGAAGAUGGGGUUUAGGACCAGUUGCACAAAAGAAAAAACAAAUGAAAGCUGAUGGAAAAUUAGAUAAAUAUGGUAGAACUAAUGAAAAUACUCCUGAAAAUUGGAAAAAAGAGUAUAAAGAUUUAGAUGAACAACCAGCUCCACCAGUACCAGAAUCAAAAUUAAUUGCACCAACUCCGCAAUUACCUAAAAAGACUUUGAUAGAAGAAGUUGAAACAACCACCACCACCACCACAGAAGAAGAAAAACCCAAAAAGGAAAAGAAAGAUAAGAAAGAUAAAAAGGACAAAAAGGAUAAAAAGGAAAAGAAAAGAAAAGCUGAAGAUGAUAGUGAAAAAUCAGAAAAAAAGAAAAAAUCUAAAAAGGAUUAG